AUGAUGGAACACGCUGGACUGGGAAAGAGCUACUGGGGUGAAGCAGUGAUGACGGCGAUGUUUCUUCGAAACCGCUGUCCAACACGUGCCAUUCACCAAGACAAGUCUCCAUAUCAAGUGUGGACGAUGAAGAAACCGAUUCUGGCCAACCUUAAAGUGUUUGGAUGCCACGCGUAUGUUCAAGUGCCUCAAGACAAACGCGCGAAGUUCGACUCCAAGUCAUCACUCUGUCGUUUCCUGGGAUACGCCGAACACCAGAAGUCAUAUCGAUUUGAGGAAGUGUCAACAGGAGCGAUCAAGAUCAGUCGCGAUGCCACAUUCAUGGAAGACAAGUUUGAUGAAGGUCCGCGCAACUACAACGAUGAGUCAAGUGUCGUUGAGUUUGAUGAUCAUGAUGAGGACGAAGAAAAAGAAGAAGGUAAAACUGACGACGACAUGGACUCGAGCGACGAUGACAACGAAGACACCAGGUCUUCGAAGAGCAACAUCAAGAGACACACGCGCACUCAAUCACUUGAGAAAGCUACCGUCAUUCCAAGUCCCAAGCGAAGAACAUACAGAGGUCCGUCGCUUGAGCAUGUGUCAGCGGCUGCAAUGGAUUUUGAAGCAGCCUACAUCGUUGAUUCAGUGGGGGAAACGCCGACUACAUUCAAGUCGGCGAUGGAAUCAAGCGACUCCGGCAAGUGGAAAGAAGCGUGUGACUCGGAGUUCGAUUCGCUUCAGAGAAACGACACGUGGGAAAUCGUGCCUCUUCCGAAAGGUCGCAAGGCCAUCGGGUGCCGAUGGGUUUUUCGUGUAAAGGAGAAUCAAGAUGGCGAAGUUGAACGUUUCAAGGCAAGACUUGUGGCCAAAGGAUUCUCACAGAAAUUCGGAGUUGACUAUGAAGAAACUUUCGCACCGGUGGCCAAGUUUGUUGUAACUUGA
Messenger RNA from Peronospora matthiolae, 924 nucleotides. Lineage: Eukaryota; Oomycota; Peronosporomycetes; Peronosporales; Peronosporaceae. The record is from the annotation of a GenBank genome assembly.